Molecule: messenger RNA, 521 nt
Organism: Mycena citricolor
Lineage: Eukaryota; Fungi; Basidiomycota; Agaricomycetes; Agaricales; Mycenaceae
Source: the annotation of a GenBank genome assembly
AAGCGGUUCCGCGCCAAGGUCAGAGUCAUGCAGAAUCAUAAACUGUCAAGCGAAUCAUGAUCUGUUCUCGCCGAGUCAGUGCUACCGGAGCGAGGUCUAUUCGAUCGCGUUCAGCCGGCGCCUGAAUCUGUGCGGAAAAGGGAGCUGCAUAGUCAAUGAAUCAACAACCCCUGUCUCCAUUGAAACCACGCUCCUCGGCUCCGGGAUGCCAACUCAAGCUCCUAUUCAUAAGCGGCUUAAACAACCGAUAUUCUCUAAUUUUCGACAAUCAGCAUGGUAAAAUUCACGGUCGACGAGAUCCGGGCGCUCAUGGACAAGCCGCACAACAUCCGCAACAUGAGCGUCAUCGCGCAUGGUGCGUGUCGACCAUGGCAAAUCGACGCUUACCGACUCGCUCGUCUCGAAAGCAGGCAUCAUCGCCAAGACAGGAGGGCGGUUGUUAAGGAUAUAGCUAUUUGGCAGGAUCUGCAAAUAGAUUAGUAAUUCAAAUUCGAUAAAUUGACGCACUUUGAGUCCAAAUA